GUAACUCCUGGACGAGACCGGAGCGACCCGCGCAGCGAGCACAGGCGGCAAGGCUGCGCCAGGCGCCCGAGACCCGAGGCUGCGGGGGGCGGGGGCUGUGCCCGAGCCGGAUCCCCCGCUCUGGCUCCGAGUGGUCUCGGAGAAAGGGUCGUUGUCCAGCACAGAUGCGUUGGUCAGAGGGAGCACUGGAGGUUCUGGUCAAGGCGUAAAGCCUGGGGCUUCCAAUGAUACUCCGGGCAGCGAUGGAAGCCUAGAUGCCUCACCGCAAGGAGCGGCCGAGGGGGUCCUCGCUUCACGCCCAAGGCAGCACCGGCACUGAGGAGGGAGGAAGUAUGUCCCGGUUGUCUCUUACCCGGUCACCCGUGUCUCCCCUGGCUGCCCAGGGGAUCCCACUGCCAGCCCAGCUCACCAAGUCCAAUGCACCUGUGCACAUCGACGUGGGCGGCCACAUGUAUACCAGCAGCCUGGCCACACUCACCAAGUACCCCGACUCCAGAAUAAGCCGCCUCUUCAAUGGCACCGAGCCCAUUGUCCUGGACAGUUUGAAGCAACACUAUUUCAUUGACCGGGAUGGGGAGAUUUUCCGCUAUGUCCUGAGCUUCCUGCGGACGUCCAAGCUGCUGCUCCCAGAUGACUUCAAGGACUUCAGCCUGCUGUACGAGGAGGCGCGCUAUUACCAGCUGCAGCCCAUGGUGCGCGAGCUGGAGCGCUGGCAGCAGGAGCAGGAGCAGCGGCGCCGCAGCAGGGCCUGUGACUGCCUGGUGGUGCGGGUCACGCCGGACCUGGGCGAGCGGAUCGCGCUCAGCGGCGAGAAGGCCCUCAUUGAGGAGGUCUUCCCGGAGACCGGGGACGUCAUGUGCAACUCCGUCAACGCUGGCUGGAACCAGGAUCCCACGCACGUCAUCCGCUUCCCGCUCAACGGCUACUGCCGGCUCAACUCGGUGCAGGUCCUGGAGAGGCUGUUCCAGAGGGGUUUCAGCGUGGCUGCGUCCUGCGGGGGUGGUGUGGACUCCUCCCAGUUCAGCGAGUAUGUGCUUUGCCGGGAGGAGCGUCGGCCGCAGCCCACCCCCACCACUGUCCGGAUAAAGCAGGAGCCCCUGGACUAGGCCCUGCCUCAGUGCCCUCCCGAAGCCCCUUGGCCCUGGGGACAGCCCAGGGACCUGGAGACAGUGCUGGGGAGUUCUGCCGGGAUCUGCUUAUCAGUCUUCAUGAGACUGAUAGUAGGGCUGGAGGGUCCGAGUCCAGCCCAGGGAGCCCCAGGGCCCCAGGUGUCAUGCAACAGAAUGUGGGGUACUGGAGGCAUGCUUACUGAAGGAUUGUUGAUGUGACCCAAAAAUGCCUCAGUGGGAACUCUGCCACUGUUUCCCGGGGCCCCUUGGCUCCCCAGCCUGGCGCAGCGACCUCCAGGGCCCCGGGGCCUGCCGUGGCGGAGUCAGCACUGGCCUCCCCGGCCCACUGCAGAGGAGCCGAUCGUCCUUCUCCACGCGUGGCAGACUCCAGUGGGUCUCCUUGCAUCAGAGGUGGCUUAUUUUUCUACAGUAUUUAAAACAGAAGUAACUGCACAAGCCAGAGAGGCCGACAAGGACCAACACUUCUUUAUCAGGUGCUGCAUUCAGUCAGACGUGCGGCAUGCCCCCACCUGGUGGGGAAGCUGCCGGGCACGCCCGCCCAAGUGCCCACCGAGUGGGGCUUGGAGGGCUCUGGCCCCUGCUCUAGGGAUGUGCAGGGAGGGUGGUGCUGUUAGAGCUGAAGCAGGUCCCCCAGGGAGCAGGGCUGCUGGCAGGAGGGUGGUUUGGGUGUGGGGGACAUAUGGCUGUGGGACCACUUGGGGUGCGGGCCACACUUGGUGGAUCACUUGACCUGCUAAUGGCCAGGAGCUUCCAGUCCGAUUUGUGUGUCCUCACACCUCGGCUCCCAGAGAAGUCUCUCCCCAUCCAGACCAGCCACAGGGCCACAUCCUUACCUCAGGAAUGGGUCCCACGGUGAAGGGGCCCCACCUGGCAGUAGCAUCCUCCGGGUCCCCCCCUCAGGAAGCCGUCCCCCGCUCUGAUGUUCCCACACUCACAUGCACACUGAAUUUUCAUGAAAUUUGUUAACACUCGUCUGCCGGUAAGACCAGGACAUAGGCCUACCUGGGGCUCUUGCCCCAGAUUCCAACAAGGACUGGCCCCGAGGGGUCCUCGUAGACCUGCUGCCUCUUAGACGACAGGCCCAAAGAUGGACACCCCAGCCUUGUCGCCCUUGACCGAGCGGCUCUUCCCAGGUGGAGAAACCACAGACAACUGCUCAGUGGGUGGGGUGCCCAGCUGGCACCACCCUGCAUACGAUGCCUGUAGACUUGUAUAUGACUCUAAUAUUGUAAAGAUGCUGAUGUACAAUUGUCGUGUUUGUGUAAACACAUUACGUUCCUAGUUCCUGCCAUAAAUGAUGCUGUAAAAGCAAAAGA
Molossus molossus (Pallas's mastiff bat) is the source of this 2446-nucleotide messenger RNA. It is a transcript of the gene KCTD15, whose product is annotated as potassium channel tetramerization domain containing 15. Gene Ontology annotation, molecular function: protein binding. The coding region runs from base 255 to 1106 and encodes 283 amino acids. The record is from RefSeq and is a predicted model, not a curated record. Gene Ontology annotation, biological process: protein homooligomerization. The transcript is spliced from 7 exons. NCBI's taxonomy places the organism in Eukaryota, Metazoa, Chordata, Mammalia, Chiroptera, Molossidae.